Molecule: messenger RNA, 6075 nt
Organism: Zea mays
Lineage: Eukaryota; Viridiplantae; Streptophyta; Magnoliopsida; Poales; Poaceae
Exons: 12
Coding region: 1146-5588 (1480 amino acids)
Biological process (GO): transmembrane transport
Cellular component (GO): membrane
Molecular function (GO): ATP binding; ATP hydrolysis activity; ABC-type transporter activity
Source: RefSeq, a predicted model, not a curated record
AAUUAAGCAUUCUCCGCGCGCGCGCGCGCCCAGCAGCAGCCCGCGCUUGGCCUUCCUUCUCCUCCCGACCCGACGUCGUCGGUCGCGCCGCUGCCUGCCCCGUCCCGUUUCGGUGUCGUCUCUCGCCGGCCACGCCACCGCCCGCCAAGCCAAUCGUACACCCCAUCAACAAACUCUCUCUCUCUCUCUCUCUCUCUCUCUCUCGCUCGCUCUCCCUCUGUUUUUUUUACACGUGGGACGGUUGUGCACAAGUCUAGAUGCAGGCGUGAGAGAACGAGACUUCUGAUGAAUCCAUCCGAUCCGAAUCCAUACUAUUUAUUAAACACUGGUAAAUUAGGGUUGUUGCAUCUACUGCUGCUGUGGAGUAUCUUUUAUCUAAAGGUCCAAAAAGAUUGGCUUGUGCAUUAUUCGCACCUAAGCUAGCAUGCAGUCGUUCUCUAGCUAUACGGUACAAAAAGAUUCGGGUGUAGUUUUUGUACCAUUUAGAUAUAGAUGCGUCCCCUCCCUAGCUAGCGUAGCGCGCGCGGCGACGUGAGCAAUGACGGAUGCGGCGUCCGCAUCCGCACGCGCCUUUAGCUACUAGCUCUAGCUCUAGCUCUCCGGAGAGGCGUCUGCAGACCAACCGCAGCCAGCCAGCAGACUGUUAGACGACGGCCACGCGGAGCCGAGCGUUGCCGCGCUUUGCUUGAUGGGAUAAACGCCGCGCGCUGGGAAGGUUCAGUGACCACUCCCUGCCGCCGCCGCCGCCGCCGCCGCGCUGGUUUUUAUUCGCUUCUUUCUGCCUUCUUCCUCCUCGCGGCCGGGGCGGGGGCGUGCUGCUCUCUCCUCUCCAGGGAGUUUUCUGCGGGGGUUUUGGUUGGGUUUUCUUCAGCGCCAGCCGUGGAUGUGUUUAACGCAACAGUAUUAGUUUCUUCAUGAUCAGCUGUGUGUCCUCAAAUUGAGUUUCGUGCCGUGUACCAGUCGCGCAUGUUCCCCAGAUCGAUUAAAGUUUCUUCGCGCGUAUGUAUGAGCUCUAUUCGAAUGUUCUUUGCUCUGAAAAGAUUCCCCCUGUUCAUGGUUACAGAAGGGCCUGGAGUUGAAGCACGAAUCAUCGAAGCGCAGCAAAACUGAGACACACGUCUUACUUCUUCACAAGUUCUUGGACGAUGGACAUCUUCGGGAGCCCAUUCUGCUCCAAGCAAGCCGUCGCCUCAUGCGGCGGAUGGACGGACAUACUCGACUCCUCCAGCUGCACGAACCAUAUCCUGGAAACCGGCACCGCCGCUCUGAUCACCGUCGCUCUCGCGCUGCACCUCCUCGUCGUCAGGAUUACUACGAAGACCAGAGCGUCCGCACGCCGCCCCCCUGUCGCGCCCGGCCUGCCGCUGCAGCUGGCCGGCGCGGCGUUCACCGCCUGCUUGGGCCUCGUCUACCUCGGCCUCGCGUCGUGGAUGCUGGGGAGCAACUUCACUCAGCACGCUUCCGCUUACCUCCCACACUGGUGGGUGACGGCACUGUCCCAGGGACUCUGCUUGGUCCUCGCCGGCUUCGCUCUCAGCGGCGUCGGAGGAGCACGUCUCCUCGGGCCAAUGUCUGCGCGCGCGUGGUCGGCUCUGCUGGCCGCGUACGCCGCGUUCGUCGCUUGUUCCUCGGUCGUUCACAUGGUUGCGGAUAGGGCACUGACCAUGAAGGGUUUUCUGGACGCUCUGUUCCUGCCAGGUGCACUGCUGCUUGUCUGUGGCGCUUGGUGCGUCAAGGAAGAGGACGGUGAUGGCGGAACUGGAACUGCUGCUUCUUUGUAUAAGCCCUUGAAGACUGACGACACUGUUGAUGAUGAGAGGGGUGGGUCUGAGAGCCAUGUGACCCCGUUCGCUAAAGCCGGGGUUUUCAGCGUGAUGUCGUUCUGGUGGAUGAACCCGAUGAUGAAGACGGGCUACGAGAAGCCGCUCGAGGAGAAAGACAUGCCGCUCUUGGGUCCCUCGGACCGAGCGUACAGCCAGUACCUGGUGUUCCUGGAGAAGCUCAACAGGAAGAAGCAGCUGCGGGCACACGGCAACCCGUCGAUGUUUUGGACCAUCGUUUCUUGCCAGAAAACUGGGAUCUUGGUCUCGGGUCUCUUUGCACUGCUCAAGGUUCUCACGCUGUCUUCGGGCCCGGUGCUUCUGAAAGCAUUCAUCAACGUCUCGCUCGGGAAAGGGUCCUUCAAGUACGAAGGCUACGUGUUGGCCGUAGCGAUGUUCCUCUGCAAAUGCUGCGAAUCUCUGUCGCAGAGGCAGUGGUACUUCCGCACGCGGAGGCUAGGGCUCCAGGUGCGGUCGUUCCUGUCGGCCGCCGUCUACAAGAAGCAUCAGAGGCUGUCCAACUCGGCGAAGCUGAAGCACUCUUCCGGCGAGAUCAUGAACUACGUCACCGUCGACGCCUACCGGAUCGGCGAGUUCCCGUACUGGUUCCACCAGACGUGGACGACGAGCGUCCAGCUCUGCAUCGCUCUAGCGAUCCUGUACGACGCGGUCGGCCUCGCCACGGUCGCGGCGCUGGCCGUCAUCAUCGCCACCGUGGUCUGCAACGCGCCGCUGGCCAAGCUGCAGCACAAGUUCCAGAGCAGGCUUAUGGAGGCGCAGGACGUGAGGUUGAAGGCGAUGUCGGAGUCCUUGGUUCACAUGAAGGUCCUGAAGCUUUACGCGUGGGAGACCCACUUCAAGAAGGUCAUCGAGGGGCUGAGGGAGGUCGAGAUCAAAUGGCUGUCGGCGUUCCAGCUUAGGAAAGCGUACAACAGCUUCCUGUUCUGGACGUCGCCUAUCUUGGUCUCGGCUGCGACCUUCCUGGCAUGCUAUCUUCUGAAGAUCCCUCUUGAUGCCAGCAACGUCUUCACUUUUGUGGCCACCCUGCGCCUCGUUCAGGAUCCGAUUCGGCAGAUACCAGACGUGAUCGGAGUUGUGAUUCAGGCGAAAGUUGCCUUCACCAGGAUAACCAAGUUCCUUGACGCGCCUGAGCUGAGUGGACAGGUCAGGAAGAAAAGCUGUCUGGGGGAUGAGUAUCCGAUAGUGAUGAAUUGCUGCAGUUUCUCGUGGGACGAGAACCCGUCGAAACCAGCUCUAAAGAAUGUAAAUCUGGUGGUCAAAACUGGACAGAAGGUUGCAAUAUGCGGCGAGGUAGGAUCAGGAAAGUCUACACUGCUGGCUGCAGUUCUUGGAGAGGUUCCGAAAACUGAAGGCACGAUCCAAGUUUGCGGGAAAACAGCAUAUGUUUCUCAGAACGCAUGGAUCCAAACAGGAACCGUGCAGGACAACAUUCUCUUUGGGUCUUCGAUGGACAGGCAAAGGUACCAGGAAACACUCGAGCGGUGUUCUUUAGUGAAGGAUCUUGAGAUGUUGCCGUAUGGAGACCGUACUCAGAUCGGCGAGCGGGGCAUAAAUCUUAGCGGCGGUCAGAAGCAGCGUGUUCAGCUUGCUCGUGCAUUGUACCAGAAUGCAGACAUCUAUCUCCUUGAUGACCCUUUCAGCGCUGUUGAUGCCCACACAGCAACGAGUCUGUUUAAUGGAUAUGUCAUGGGAGCUCUGUCAGACAAGACUGUUCUUUUGGUGACCCACCAAGUUGAUUUUCUGCCUGUAUUCGAUUCUAUUCUGUUAAUGUCAGAUGGUCAAAUUAUUCGUUCUGCAUCUUAUCAUGAUCUAUUGGCAUAUUGUCAAGAAUUUCAGAACCUUGUAAAUGCCCAUAAAGACACUAUUGGUGUUUCAGAUCUUAACAGGGUGCCUCCCCAUAGAGAAAAUGAAAUAUUGAUCAAGGAGACAAUUGAUGUUCAUGGAAGCAGAUACAAAGAGUCUUUGAAGCCAUCACCAACAGAUCAACUGAUUAAGACAGAAGAAAGAGAAAUGGGUGAUACUGGUCUCAAGCCUUAUAUUCUCUACCUGCGUCAGAAUAAAGGCUUCUUCUAUGCUUCUCUGGGUAUUAUUUCCCAUAUAGUUUUCGUAUGUGGCCAAAUAUCACAGAAUUCAUGGAUGGCUACUAAUGUCGAGAAUCCUGAUGUUAGUACUCUUAAGUUGACUUCUGUGUACAUUGCAAUUGGAAUCUUCUCGGUGUUCUUCUUGCUAUUUAGAUCAUUAGCAGUUGUUGUUCUUGGGGUCAAGACAUCAAGAUCCUUAUUUUCUCAGUUACUAAACUCAUUAUUCCGUGCACCAAUGUCCUUUUAUGAUUCUACCCCUCUUGGAAGAAUACUUAGCCGGGUUUCUUCAGAUCUGAGUAUUGUUGACCUUGAUAUUCCGUUUGGCUUCAUGUUUAGCAUUGGUGCUGGCAUAAAUGCAUAUAGCAAUCUAGGAGUAUUGGCUGUUGUUACAUGGCAAGUUCUGUUCGUCUCUGUGCCAAUGAUUGUUUUGGCAAUCAGGUUGCAGAGGUAUUAUUUAGCCUCAUCUAAGGAAUUGAUGAGGAUCAAUGGCACUACCAAAUCUGCUCUCGCUAAUCACUUGGGCGAGUCGAUUGCAGGGGCUAUAACAAUAAGGGCUUUUCAGGAAGAAGAUCGUUUCUUUGAGAAAAACUUGGAACUUGUUGACAAGAAUGCUGGUCCAUAUUUCUAUAAUUUUGCAGCAACUGAAUGGCUCAUUCAACGUUUGGAGACCAUGAGUGCUGCAGUUCUUUCUUUUUCUGCCCUUAUCAUGGCUCUUCUUCCUCAAGGAACUUUUAACCCUGGCUUUGUAGGAAUGGCAUUAUCUUAUGGUCUAUCCCUGAAUAUAUCCUUUGUUUUCUCUAUCCAAAACCAAUGCCAGCUAGCUAGUCAAAUCAUCUCUGUGGAAAGGGUUCAUCAGUACAUGGACAUACCAAGUGAAGCAGCAGAGAUUAUUGAAGAAAAUCGACCAGCACCAGACUGGCCCCAAGUUGGCAGGGUGGACCUUAAAGAUUUGAAGAUUAGAUACAGACAAGAUGCUCCUCUUGUAUUACAUGGAAUCACCUGCAGUUUCCACGGUGGAGAUAAGAUCGGUAUAGUUGGGCGAACAGGAAGUGGAAAGACAACUUUAAUUGGUGCACUGUUUCGUCUUGUUGAGCCAACUGGAGGGAAAAUAAUUAUAGACUCUAUAGACAUCACCACAAUAGGCUUACAUGACCUGCGUUCACGUUUGGGUAUCAUUCCGCAAGAUCCGACACUCUUUCAAGGAACCAUAAGAUAUAAUCUAGACCCUCUUGGGCAAUUCUCUGAUCAACAAAUAUGGGAGGUUCUAGGCAAAUGUCAGCUUCUUGAAGCUGUCCAGGAGAAGGAGCAGGGAUUGGACUCACUUGUUGUGGAAGAUGGUUCGAACUGGAGCAUGGGUCAAAGGCAGCUCUUUUGUUUGGGACGUGCACUUCUAAGAAGAUGCCGUAUCUUAGUUCUUGAUGAGGCCACGGCAUCUAUAGACAACGCUACUGAUGCUAUCCUUCAGAAGACGAUCAGGACAGAGUUUAGAGAUUGCACUGUCAUCACUGUCGCACACCGUAUACCCACCGUUAUGGACUGCGAUAUGGUACUUGCAAUGAGUGACGGGAAAGUAGUGGAGUACGACAAGCCUACAAAGCUCGUGGAAACCGAAGGAUCUCUCUUCCGUGAUCUUGUCAAGGAGUACUGGUCAUACACAUCGAAUUGAAAUAUCUAGGAGAAACUGUGACAAUCACAUGUUCACUCGUUGCAGUCUCUUAAAAAAGAGAUAACAGGAGCCUGUUCUCACACACAUCCGAUGAACUAUUCUAUCUCAAGUCCGAAGUAGAGGUGUCAGGCAUUGUCGGGAAGUGCUUUUGUUAACUAGUUGAACAGGGGGAAACCUGUCGUCCCUUAAAAAAAAGGAAACCUCCAGCGUUUUUUUGCUCCGAUAUUGAGCGAAUAAACCGAAAUAUCUAGUGGAAGGCGCAUCAAGUAUGCAUCCUUGAUACUGCAUGUUCACAGAAAUGCUUGUGCGGCAGGCUGUUCCAAGGCUUUAAACUUUAUGGUGCUUUACAUUCCUAAUAAACCGAAUUGUGUAUAUGAUGUUUGGGAAAAUGGUGAUUUUUCAGGUUUCAGCUCCCUCUCUUGCUCACGUUUAAUGUAUUAUCAGUGUAAAUUCAUCCGUGAUUGGAUUUAAGGCAACCAAUUUGUUG